Molecule: messenger RNA, 1982 nt
Organism: Colletotrichum phormii
Lineage: Eukaryota; Fungi; Ascomycota; Sordariomycetes; Glomerellales; Glomerellaceae
Exons: 5
Coding region: 336-1982 (548 amino acids)
Biological process (GO): regulation of transcription by RNA polymerase II; DNA-templated transcription
Cellular component (GO): chromatin
Molecular function (GO): zinc ion binding; RNA polymerase II cis-regulatory region sequence-specific DNA binding; DNA-binding transcription factor activity, RNA polymerase II-specific
Source: RefSeq, a predicted model, not a curated record
CGAGUUUAUGACAUGGGAGCGAUAGCCGUAGGCCAUUCAGAUGUGAAAACUGCAAAGCCAGGUUCACUAGAAAGGAUGUGUGUAAACGACAUGCCGAAAGAUGCAGAGGCACUUUCAGCCGUGUGUUGACAGUCACCGGUAUCGAGAAUGGAGCGGAGCAACCGGCACCGGCCCUUGAAGAUACUACUCUUUCACCAGACGACCAAGAUGACUCGCCCUUUUCGACUGCUCAGGAGGGCAUCACAGCUGGUGUUGGUGAUGACACCGUCUACCCAAAUAGCCCACCAGAAGCUACAGAAGCGCCUAACCCGGAGGAGCUUCUGGUGGCGGAGAUUAUGAUGGGCGGGACAGAAGCCUACAUAUCAACGUAUUUUGAGAGUUUCCAUCCAUCAUUUCCACUCCUACAUCGACAGAGCCUAGGGAAUGAGCUACCAAAGUUGUCGAAGCAGAUUAUUGUCUCAAUUGGCAUGCUAUAUGCUUCCAGAAACGUAUCUGAAGAGGAAACUGCAUCCUUGAUGCGGAAGAGCCAGACACUAUGGGAAUAUAGUCAUGAUGAACAUUGGCGAGUUGUUGAGGCGGACUGGAGAGAAAUCCGCAGGACAUGGGUUAUGCAAGCUUGGUUCCUGCAUAUUAUCUAUGGGGCCUUUACUGGCAACACAUCACACUUCGACAGAUCAAAGAAGAUGCUGCGAUGGAUUGUAGACGCCGCCCGAGACCUUGGUCUCCUACGCCAAAAUGUUUUCCAGUCGACAUCCAGAUUCAGGGACUCGGAAGAACAGACAUUACACGAUCACUGGAUGUCAUACGUUGAGUCAGAGUCCAUGAAGCUAUCCAUGUACACUCUGCUGUUCCUUGACUUUCAUAUUUUCUCCCCUUGCAACAUUCGCCCGCUUACCACUCCCACUGAGCUCGAUUGGGAGCUGCCCCUUGCUUCAUCAUUGUGGGAGGCGGACACUUCUCUAGCUUGGGCCCAGCGGCUCGGAGACGAACCCCGAACCGUCGAACUGACCCGAUCUCACGACACGCCUGGCAUGACUUGCCCAACAAUCAAAUCACUAAAUCUUGCAAUGCAAUCAUUGAUGACGGACACACCGAGUCCGCAGCUCUUACCGGCGCUACGUGCUUCGCCAAUGGCGACGCUCUUCGUUCUCACCAGCCUCGAUUCCCUGGUCAGGGAUUUCACCCGAUGCUACUACCAGCUCCCACCGGCCUUGGCCGACCCCAACGCGUACCACAUUCUCACUCAAUCUCAAAACAGACAGGUCAGUGCAGCUCUGCGAUACAUUUCCGAAAUCAUCACAACGCAAGUCGCCGCGGCGAAUAGCUCGAACUGGCACAUCUUGAACUUUGCUGAGCGUAUCGCACUAUCCGUCAAGCUCGCGCUCUGCAAACCUGAUGAUCUUCUGAUUGGUGGCAUCGUGGAGAAUAGCGUUGUUGCUGGCCUCACCACCGCGACACAUCUCACCAUGGGGCUUCAAGUGGGUGCUCGAAGAUCGUUACAAAACCUACUCAGUUAUAAUUCCGGCGAUGACGGAAUGUUAGUCUUUCUCGAUGACUUGAUGGACGUCCUGUCAAGCGUGAAAAGCACCGAGAGGCAAGAUCCGUUGAGAGAAGCGCCUUGGGCGACGGUGGCUACAUCCAAGAUCCUCCUGGCGAUAUGGAGGUUACUACGCUGGGCAACAGGAGAGAUGCGACGCAAGGCAGGAACACAGCCGACCGUCCGCACCCGGUUCGAAGCUUCGACCAUAGUCUUCAAUUCCAUCCUUGAAGUCUUGCAGCUUCAGGAGGACAUCAAUGGCCAGACUCGGCGCCUCUCGGUUCGGGAGUCUACCGCAUUGGGCAUGGCGUCGGAGGCGAGCGAGGUACGCUUCAUGGAAACCGUAUUACAGUUCUGGAAGCAGAGGCCUGUCUGGGCAAUGGGGUCCUUCAUGACGACGGUGCUUGAGGAGGUCAUCUCGGCUGGUGGUAUGGCUUACGAGUAA